Messenger RNA from Capsella rubella, 576 nucleotides. Its product is annotated as auxin-induced protein X15. The transcript has a single exon. NCBI's taxonomy places the organism in Eukaryota, Viridiplantae, Streptophyta, Magnoliopsida, Brassicales, Brassicaceae. The record is from RefSeq and is a predicted model, not a curated record. Gene Ontology annotation, biological process: response to auxin. Bases 90 to 386 code for a protein of 98 amino acids.
UCACUGAGUCCUUCAAGCUCUGCAAGUUCUCACAUUUUUUCCAGUAAAGAAUUAAACCUACAGUUUCCAACAAACACACAAGACAAUCCAUGGCGAUCAGGGUCCCUCGUGUGCUGCAAUCAUCCAAGCAAAUUCUCCGACAAGCAAAACUGUUCUCAUCCUCUUCAUCUAGCUCUCUUGAUGUUCCAAAAGGCUACUUAGCCGUUUACGUAGGAGAAAGAAAGAUGAAGAGAUUUGUAGUUCCUAUUUCUUACUUGAACCAGCCUUCAUUUCAAGAUCUACUAAGAAAGGCAGAGGAGGAGUUUGGAUUUGAUCAUCCAAUGGGUGGCCUCACAAUCCCUUGCAGUGAAGAAAUAUUCAUUGAUCUUGCUUCUCGAUUCAACUGAUCAUGACUCACUCAAAUAACCUUUUUAUUCUUUGAUUUUGUACAUUUUUUCCCCCAAUUAGUUUUCUUCAAGAGACGAGAUGACUUAGAAACAUCUGUCCUUGAAAGUGAAACAGAGACUUGUAACACUCUUUUUCCUCACUUACAGUGAGCUGGACUCAAAUCUAAUUAUCAAUCCCAUGAUUCAUCAA